AUGAAAAUCCAAAAGACUUACGAAUCUCUUUUAAAAGAUUCCUCUAAAUCAGAUAAAUAUAUUGAGGAGCUUUAGAGAAACAACUUCAAAGCAAGAAUUGAAGACUGGGACGCAUUUAUAAAUUUGCUUCAUGACAAGAAGCUAAAACCUGAAAGCGAAGUUGUUCUUGUUAAUUACUUAAGCUCCAAUAUUUUAGAAAACGAAUACCAAAAUACAUUAAAUAAUACUCAAGAUUCUAAGAUCAUACUCAAUCUCCUUAACAUCAUAUCAUUUAAGAUCAAGUCCCAAACUGAGGAGUUAAAGCGCAUGCUAAGUAUUCCCUAUGGUACAAUUUACUGCUAUUUGAGUCGCAAAAUUUACAAAAAUUUAUAAGAUUUCAAUGAAUCUCACAAGAAAAUAAAAUAGAGAAUAGAAGAAGAUGGUAAGCACUUAACUAAAUUGCUUGAAUUUUGCUUUAAGGAUGUUAUUGUUAACCAAUCCAGCGCCAGCAACGAUUUACAAUAUAUUUAGCUUAUCAAGCCUUUCUUGUAGCAAUUCAAUAAGAUACUUUCAAGUCAGCCACACAUUUUUAAAAAUUAAGCCAAGUUUAUUGAGCAUAUCCUAUUUUAAGCUUUAGAAUACAAAAGCUCUUCUUAGUAAGAGCUUGUUCUACUUCCAGAAAGCUUAUAGGAUGAGGUCGUUUUGUUAUUCUCUAGCUUGCCUAAGAGUAUUAAUACUGUUGCAGCUUACCCUGAACGUGUUAAGUAUUUCCUCAACAGAUAUAUUAAUAACUUUUAUUAUGGUUUUCUUUUUGUUUGCCGUGGUGUUUCUUAGGAAGAUAUUCUUCGCAACUAUUCAUAUGAAGAUGGAUUUGCUGCUUAACCUACUUUUAUUUUUGAUUGGGAAUCUCUCAAAGCCACAACUAAUAACUCUAACGAAGUAAAGACUGCAGUAUAAUCCCGUAUGAGAUUAUUGUCUAAGCUCAUUCGCUCAACAAUGUCUCAUAUAAAGGAAGAUUCUGUUCAUAACUGGAACAUGUUAAAUUAUCUUAAGAUAAUUGAAAAUAUUCUCUCUUUAGAUUCUAAGCACCUCGAAAAGAAGAUUUCUACCAAGAAGGCAUAAAAAGAUGCUCUUUCAAAUUUAGAAUCAUUACUCGAUAGCAAAUUAGUUAUUAGCAAAGACGAUUAUGAAGAAGUAUCUUACAGUAUAAAAUGCAUGGCUUUGAAAAUUUUAAAUGGAUUUAUCGAAGUUAGUCAACAAGGUUUUGUGAAAUAUUCAGAGUGGCUUUACAAUGCUCUUUACUUCAUAACUAUUAACUAUGAGUCCAACUAUUCUAUAACUAAAAAUCUCCUUAAGACUUGUGUUGUAAUUCUUCAAACUUGUGGAAGUAUAUUUUUCGAAUUUGGUGAAUAUCUUCUCUAUUAAUCUCCUCUAAAUCCUUUAGAAUUAUUGUAAUAAUAUUACGGAAAUUACUUAAAACAGUACAAGCAAGCAGCCAAUACAGAUACUUCAGCAGCUAUUGAUGAAAUGAAUUUCCGUAAAGAUAAAAAAGGUAAAAGAAUUGUUAAUGAAAAUUCUACUUUGCAAUAAGAUUUAAAGAGUGGCGGUGACAGAAUAGUAAUCCGUGAAACUGGAAUUGUCUUAACUAAACAAGUUCUUGAAAAUGAAUUAAUUCGUACAAUGAAUGAGAGCUAGUUCAAUAGCUUAGCUUAAUAAAUUCUGCAAACUAUUUCUUUAUUCUUGUAAAAAUGCGGCCGUUUAUAAAUAAAGCCAGAAUUAAUUGCAAAUCUUGAUUAAUGCUUCAGUAAAAUUAUUUCCUAUCCCAGAGUUUUUGCUUUCUCACCUAACGAUAACAAAGAAGUGUUCCUUCAAUGUUUGGAAGCCCUUUUAAUGAACAACAUCUUGAAAUACGAAGAAUCAUAAUUAAUUGGUGAAUUUGAUCUUUUCUACUAAUAAUACACUCUAGCUGAAAAAUAAUUAGAAUAUGUCUCUAUUUGCUAGCAAGUUAAAAAUCGCAUCUAUUGCAUUCGUUAGAGCAAGCGUCUUAGUUUCAUAGAUAAUUCUAUUGAUUUGUAAAAUUACUUUGAAAAACGUCAUUAGCAAUUGUAAAAUGACAGAAACAAUGAAACCCAAGCUGAAGAAUCUGCAUUAAUGAGUGAAGCUGAUUUAUCUACAAAAUAUUAAACUACAAAUCUCUCAAAUAAACUUCCACAAUCUUCAAAUUUCUCUCAAGAAGCAUUUAAAAACUGUGAAUUAAAAAAGACACUGACUGAAGAAUUAUAUCCCCAAAGAAACUUAGAUGAAAACGAAUCAUGGGGAGAAGUUAUCCAAAAUAAUGGUAACAAUAAUCACUCUGAAAGAGAAUCAUCUCCUCAAUAGAAUGGUUAAGAAAUCAAUCUCAAAAGAAACUUUACAAAUUUAAUAAGCAGUGAUAAAGAAUAGAAUAAUAUAGUUACAGAUGUUGUUUAAAAAAAGUAAUAGUUAGACUAGAAUAAUUAUAAUGAAUUAAGUAAGUAAUAGUCCUUACUCAGUAACAAGGCUACUAUUAGUUCUGGAAGUGAGUCCGAAGCUAAUCGUUUGAAUCAAAUUCCAAGCUAAUCAAAUAAAGCUCCUAUUUUCUUUGGUUAGGCUACAACCAAUACAAACAGUCUAUUUUAAAAACCUGCAUUUAACUAAGCUUCUUCUUCCUCAUUAUUUAAUAAAGCUUAAGAAUAAUCAGAUAAGUAAAUUGAACAAAACACAAACGAUAACUAAAAUGAUAUCUAAGAAGAAGAUAACGAAGACAUGGUUUUAUAACCUGUUCUUGAUUUAGACUGA
Messenger RNA from Tetrahymena thermophila SB210, 2796 nucleotides. RefSeq lists its product as hypothetical. The record is from RefSeq and is a predicted model, not a curated record. Lineage: Eukaryota; Ciliophora; Oligohymenophorea; Hymenostomatida; Tetrahymenidae. The transcript has a single exon.